AGAGCUAGAAAAUGGUGAUUAGAAGAAAAAGAAAAAAAAAAGUGAAAGAGAAAUUAAAGGCAAAGAGAGAAAUGAAACUAUGUCCCAGCAGGGCAAAUAAACAUUCAUUUUAGCAAAUACUUCUCAUCAAUGUAUUAUUAUUGUUUGCUUAGCUUGCUCUUGCUUUUGCUAUUCUAUCUCUUUAUAAUAAUAAUUGGUGCCUUCUCUUAACUCUGUUUCAAUAGACAAAUGGGAAAGAGAGGAACAAGGUUACCAGGCUUUUGCCUGAACAGAAUUAGGCCUCAUGCUCGAAUGCGAUCACCCCCGAUAAUACAAGAAGCCAAGAAGAACGAUGACUCGAGUGCCACAAAAACCGGUGAUCAGAAUACAAAGAAUGAGAAUUCUAGCGGCAGUUGUGAGGAGACACCAAAGGAAGAAGCGAAAGCCGGGGUUGUAAUUGGUCGGAAGAUUAUGAUUGUGGUUGAUUCUAGCCUUGAAGCUAAAGGUGCUGUCCAAUGGGCUCUAACUCACACGGUUCAGAACCAGGACAAAAUUAUUCUUCUUCAUGUGAUCAAGCCUUCUAAUAAACAAGCCACUGAAGUAGAAUCCAGCAAGGAGAGAGCUCCAAGGGCUUAUGAACUUGCUUGUUCUUUUAAGAGCAUGUGCAAUGUGAAGAGGCCGGAGAUUUGGGGAUUUGGAAUGAAUGGAAUGUUAGUGGGGCUUCUAGUAUUGGGGCAGAAGAAGAGGUCCACAACGUGGAGACUAGUGAUGAUGUGGGCAGGGCAGAGAGUGAACGGUGGGGUGGUGGAUUACUGCAUUCAGAAUGCACAUUGCAUGGCCAUUGCUGUCCGCAGAAAAAGCAGUAAGAUUGGUGGCUACAUGAUUACCACUAAGCGCCACAAGGAUUUCUGGCUCUUAGCUUAGUAAUUAUAUGAACAUAUGCAUGCACGUGCUCACCUUCUUCUAAGAGUGUACAAUACAUCAUUUUAAAAGAAGAAAAAGUGCUAAUGUCUACAUACAUAUUGUGUUUGUCUCUGUACAUGUUAAAAGUGAUGUGUAAUGAGAAAUGCAAAAAAGAGAUUGUUCUAUCUU
Arachis ipaensis is the source of this 1071-nucleotide messenger RNA. Lineage: Eukaryota; Viridiplantae; Streptophyta; Magnoliopsida; Fabales; Fabaceae. The record is from RefSeq and is a predicted model, not a curated record.